AUGACGGAUCCAGUCCCUCAUCAUCUUGUCCAACUGUUCGAUAUGUAUCGCGGAGAACGAAGGCAGGAGGGCAUGGAAGCAAUCGCAUUGACGAAUGCCUUGGCAGAUGAAAAAGAGCGACGAAAGUCGAGUUCACGGAGGGAAGCCUUCCAAGAAGGUGAUCUGGUUUUCGUCCGGGAUCUAAGAAGUGAGAAGGUCAGCAAAGACAAGAUGAAGCCCAAGUGGUUCGGACCGAGAAAACUGGUCAAGAUCAAUCCCGGUCGACUCACUGCCAUGGUGGGUCGGCUAUAUGGCGAUGGGACUAGCAAGUACCAUCUAGAUGAUCUUCGUCUUUAUCAUCGCCGAGAAAAUGAGAAUUUCCACUUUGACCGUCCACCAGACUCACCACCUGAGGUAAUACCACCGUUCCGAGUGGAGAGGACAGCGAUGUCGAUGGCGCUACUCGCAGGACAACGGUCGUUCGACCUCCGUUGGACCUAA
Molecule: messenger RNA, 480 nt
Organism: Penicillium digitatum Pd1
Lineage: Eukaryota; Fungi; Ascomycota; Eurotiomycetes; Eurotiales; Aspergillaceae
Source: RefSeq, a predicted model, not a curated record